Molecule: messenger RNA, 14434 nt
Organism: Hylaeus volcanicus
Lineage: Eukaryota; Metazoa; Arthropoda; Insecta; Hymenoptera; Colletidae
Gene: babo
Product: TGF-beta receptor type-1
Exons: 6
Coding region: 8551-9861 (436 amino acids)
Biological process (GO): cellular response to growth factor stimulus; activin receptor signaling pathway; nervous system development
Cellular component (GO): plasma membrane; activin receptor complex
Molecular function (GO): activin binding; ATP binding; activin receptor activity, type I
Source: RefSeq, a predicted model, not a curated record
GAAAUAAUGUAGUAUAAUAAUGUAGUAUUAUUUCAUUUUAUAAUUGAAAUUGGUAGUUUUUAUUGAAUAAAUACGAGGGGUGGAGUUAUUUAUUUCCUGUUUGUUGUGAAAACGAGUAAACACUUUCUCGAAUAAGUAUCAGAUUUCACGUCGAAUGAAUCGCCUAGAAGUGUUUUUAUUCGUCGCCUAUUGUUCGAAUAAAAUGUUGGCCAUCUCUGCGCGGCCCUGUGUAACGCAAGUGACACACUAAUCUGCGGUGGAAGCCCGGUCGGUAGGCAUGCGCAGAAUUCCCAUGGUGCGAGUUUUAUAAAUCGAUGCAGGCGAAAUUGCAAAAUGAUUCGCGUAAUGUUCGUUUUGGGUGUGGUUUACGCGGCUUGGCGAGUAUAUCCCGCCACACAACCGCGAGCAAGGCCGACGAGCAUGGGACCGAAGGAGUUUGUAAUCGAAACACCGCUCGGGAUCCCAGCUUCCUUUAACCCUUUGAGUUGCUGGAUGCUCCUUGCCAAAGUCAUCCGCGUGGACGAUGAGAGCUUCUAACGGUUAAUGUGUGAACUAUGCUAAUGGAGUUUAUGAGGAUCCACAAAGUUGCUAUUGUAAUUGGUUUAUGUUGAAUUAAACAUAAUAACUCCAGAAAAUUAUUUUCAUCGUUAUGAUCGGCAUACGCGUUGGGAUACGCAUAUAAAUGUCCACAGCACUCAAAGGGUUAAAUGCAAAGUCUAAAAAAAAUAUUUUUCUCGUCAGUUGGAAAAAUUAUACAAUUUCAUAAUUACGAUUAGUGAACGAUGAGUAAUCAUGAUUAACCUUUUGCACUGGAAUGACGUUAGAAUUUGAAAUAAUGUGCUACACUUGUUGAUAGUCGAUUACCCUACAACAAAAUUAUAUAACAAAAUCUAAAUGAUUCUCUUUUUCGAAGUUUCGAUAUGAAAUACCACAAGGCAACCUCAAUUAACAUACCAUACACCUAUUCUUCGUUCUCAAUUGGAUAGUUUACGUAGCACUAACAAGACUUCCACAAAUUAUUUUUUCGUCCAACAUACUAACAAAGGAAGUGUCUGUUAAAAAUGAUAAUUAUUACGAUUCCAAAUUACAAAUCAAGCUCAUGAUUGCUCAUUAAUCUGACAAUCGUUGGCAAGUUGUAUAAAAGCAAUUAUCAAGUAAUUAUUACCUUGGUCGGUAACCGGAAGUUCUACUCGUUUCCUGGGCGUCAACAAUAAUUCACGAUCAUUUUAUUUCUCUCUACUUUUCUACUUUUCAUAAAAUUACUUUGCUUUGGGCAAACUUGAUCCACACGAAUUUGCCUGAAACUCGGUAAGCUCGGUUCAAGUGUGUUAAUCCCUUGCCUUGCGAUUUAAUUUGCGAACGCGUGUGCCAUAGCCAGCCGCUGAAUUAAUCAUGCACCCAAAAAGACGCGCAAUCUGCUUUUUCCACUCGGCUGGAAGCCAAUGGAAUCGCGAGGUAACGGUUUGUAGAAUUAAUUCUUUUAAAGAAGAUCGUAUAUUGAAAUGGAACAAAGAAAACACAAAUAGGGCAUGAUUCUAUUUUAUUUUUGAUAGUAAAGGGAAAAUAUGAUUAGUAUUCAAAAGUAUCACGAAGAAAACGAUAGAAAUAACUACAGCUCGAUAUUAGCUUGUUUUUUAAAUUUUUAUGCUCAAUUUCAUAUUCUGUAAAUUUAGAGAUUUCAGUUAUUUUUGCCACUGUUUCUAUAUUUUUGUUAUUCUUGUAAUAAUUUAUGUACAGAUGAGAAAAUACGAAUAAAGGUUAAAUUGGCGAUGUUAGAGGAAGAAGGAAACUUUGAGGAAAAGUAAAGGUGAAUCUUAAAUUAGAGAUAUUAAAAAUACAAGGAAACUUGAAUAAAAAAUGACGAUGAAUAUUAAAUUAGAGAUAUUAUAAAUACAAGGAAACUUUAGCAAAAAAUGGAAAUGAAUCUUAAAUUGGAAAUUUUAUGGAUAUAAGGCAACUUUAAAAUAUAAACAUGAAUUUUACAUUGGAGAUAUAGAGAUCCUAGUAGACUUUAACAUGAAAUGCAGGUAAAUCCUAAAUUAGAGGUAAUGGAAACACAAGAAAACUUUAGUAAAAAAUGAAGAUGAAUCUUAAUUGGAGAUGCUAGGGACACAAAGAAACUUUAACAAAAAAUGAAGGUGCAUUUUAAAUUGUAGAUACCGGGGAUACAAGGAAAAAUAGGGAUAAAUCUUAAUUGGAGUUAUUAGGUGUACAAGGAAACUUUGAAAAGAGUAUAUUUCUCUGGGAAUAUUUUUACGCAUUCAAGGAAAGGUUGGCACGUUACCGAAUAUGCACGGAGAAUGUUGGACACGCUCGUAAUUUAAAUACUGUAAGUGAACGGAAGCACACGAAAUGAUUAGCGAGUUUUAAAAAUAGUGAUCUCGAAACCGAAGAAAAGCGAGCAGAACUUUCCAAUCCGAUGCUUGAAUCGUUAUCACGGAUUAUCCCUAUCGCGAUAACUUUCACUGUAAUUCGCGCCUGUAAUCAUUUUUCAUUGCUCUCCGACGUUCGAUAAACUCUGCUUAAUAAACUCUUCUCUUAUUUAAUAUUGAUUAAUUCGUGGGAAUAAAUAUAAUAGUAUGCUCAUCGACUCGAUUCGACCCGAGCAUUUUAUUUGAUCUGUAUUCGAUACAAUAUAACUUUUUUAUUAUAUCCUCCUGAUAAUUCACAAUUUAUUUUGAAUAUAAAUAUUCGAUAAAUUGAUUUAUGAUAUAAUCUAGGAAUAAUAUUAAAUUUUGAAUUUAGAAAAUGGAGGGUGAUUAGGAACAUAUGUUUACACGUGUAUUUACAAUAAUUUGGAAUAGGUAUAAAUGUGUUACAUGGCAUAUUUUUGGAUAAUUACUAGGUAACAUUUUUAACAAUUCAAAAUCUUUGUAAAUGCGUGUUCGUCACACUCCUUUUUGUCAACUUAAAAUUUAAAUUUGGAGGAGACUUAUCAAUUGAAACAUCUCUUAGACCUUCUUAAAAGAUGAUUUCACAUACACCUUCUCCUAAUAAGUCAAUUACUACCCAUGAUUAAUUAUCAUGGUAGAUUAUUUUAUAUUCCUACAUUUAAAUUUAAUUUUGAUCUUUAAUACCUUCACGAUCCAAAUUCCGUAUAAUCACAUUAAAUGAUUAUAUAUACCCUCCUAAAUUCCAUAGCACCGAAAGGGUUAAACCUCCGAAUCUCCACCAAUAAAGUUUAAUUUCAAUUCCCCAUCGCGUAUCUCACCGAAAAUAGCGCGAGCCGCGAAUCGAGAGCAUUAUGGGUCGAAUAAAAUGCUCGAGUUGCCUCGUAAACACAUCAUUCCCUGCAUUGUUUUUGUUUUAUCAUCGCAGUAGCGGCCGUUGCCGCGGAAAUAUUUCCAUUCGGUGGUCAUUUGCAUCCACAGACCAGCCCUGGCACACGCUCGAAACCGCACACGGACGCGCCCAACUUAAACUGCGCGCACACGUUUGCUCCUUAUAGCUAACCGUGAAAACAGGCGUAAUAACGAACUUCCUAACGAGAUCAUUAACUGCAUUCCUUGCGGUAGUCGAGUAUCGUAGGUACUCGUGUUUCCUUUCUUUUUUUUUGUUGUCAUUUUUCUUUCUCCCCACUGUUUCGCGUUCGCCUCUUCUAAUUUGCAGAAGGUGCACUGGCCUGGCCACGUGUUCCGUUCGUUCGUUAGGUCAGUCGAGCCUCACGGGGUCUGCGUCCGAUUAAAAUUUCGGUGCGCAGAAAUAUAGACGCUUUCUCUCUCGAGCCACUCGAGUCUCAUGUUCUCCUCUACGCGUUUCGCAUCGAUUGAGAGAGGAAAUCACGUUAGAAAGUCAAGCAUUAAAUGUUUCUCGGGAUAUUUUUUUUUUCGAAGAAGAAGAAGAAUUUACGUAAAAUUUUUUGAACUUUGAGAAUGUUUAACAUUUUAAAGCAGUGUUUGCUUAAAGUACGAAACUUGCCAUAGAGAUCGAGUGAUAUCUCAAAGGUUUUUUAAAUGAAUUCAAAGAAUUACCUAACGUACUUUAAACCACACUUGGAAUAUUCUCAAAGUAAGAUAAACAUUACAUAAAUUCUUCUUUGUAAAAUAGAUAUUGUGAGAAAUACUUAAUACUUGGACUCCUGAUAUUUCGAUCAUUUAAUACUUGGAUCAUCUUGGACGCGUGAAAAUCAUGGCUAUGUUCAACAAUUAACGCGCGACGAUUGGGCACCCGUGAAAAAUGGACGAUACACGACUAAUAAUGAGAGAGUUGUACGAGUACUUUGAAAAAACGAUCGAAGUUUUGGGCUGUGGGUUACAGUGCCACUGCAGGGAGGAAGAAAGAACGGUCCUGGACCGAGGGGAAUGUGGUGCUGCGAGUGAGCGGAAUGCGGACAGUGCUGAUCAAUUUUGCUUUGGGAAGGUUGGCUGCAACGACUGGACCAAUGCGAUUUUAACAGUGAAACUGCCAUAAAGGAUUUUUCAAAAUAGCAUUUUUGAUAAUAAUAUACUCUUGGCACAUUUGAAGGAGUAUUUCACCUUAGAACGUCAAUUUCAAAUUACACUUUUGAAUUUUUCCCUUAAAAUCCACGAGAAUAUACAUUAUUUAUUUUCAAUAAUAAUGAUCAGAAUUAAACGUAAUACAAGUGAUCUUAUACAGACCCUUAUAAUAAAAAUAUGUUCAUGGUUAGAAACACGCGUAUUCAUUAAUAUGAGUUGCCAUGUAUCACCAAUCAUUCUGUUUACAUUCAGCAAAAUUUUAGUUCAGUUUUGGCAACUAAGAAAAAUUGAAAUUUGAUCCCAUUUCUCUAGAUUGAUCUUAGUGUUCAUUGCCUGCAUCGAUCAUACGCCACCAGCGAUCUCUAGCUCCUUCACAGGCAGUGUAAUCACAACCUUAUUCGAUUCGAAUGUCCAAACCAAACCGAGUCGAAUUUUCGACCCCUUCUGGUAGCUAAAGUAAAUUUCCAAAAAAUUCCAACUACUCAAAUCGCUUAAAUUUGAAUGAAAUAGUAUCUACCUCGAACAGACUGAUUCAAUUUUUCUUCCCAGCUCGAAUUCACGUUCGAUCAGCUCUAAAUCGAACGGUUCACUUGCGAAACGCCAGUUUCAAAAAUACUCUCGCAAAGUUGUUUUGAAUAGCGGUAAAAAAAAAAAAAAAAAGAGAGAGAGAGAGGAAAUUGGCGUAAGCGGCGCGAUGUCUGGACAGUGACGUAAAUUUUACAACGGGCCUUCAAUCGUAUGCGCGUUCGACGGGUGCGAAAUUGGACUUUAAAGCAGGUGUGAACGUGUAGUUAAGCUAAACUGCACGUAACGAAGUGUUACACGCAUCCGGAGAGAAAGAGAGAGAGAGAAAGGAGAAAACAGUGUUAUUCGAUGAUGAGUUUGUUCCUCCUGUGACCUUGGGUGUUGAAAUGACGUAUGCGAGACUGUUUAUUAGUGCUUUUUUUUUUACGGAACAGUUACGCGUUUCGACGAGUCUCAAUUUCUUGGUGCAAGAAGAGAUUACGCAAUGUCAUACUUUUUAAUUUUGCUAAUUUCUUGAGAUUAUUCAGGAUUUUGGCACAUAUUUUUAUUUUGUCUUCUCAUUUUAUUACGUCAGUCAUGUAUACCAAUAUAGAUUCACCAUUAAUAUUAAUAUCAAUAUUCAUUUAUCACAGAUGAUUUUUACUGUACAUUUACUUCCAAGAAAGUCUACAUUUCAUCAAUUUGUACCAUGAAAAUUUCAUUCGGAAUUCAGCCAAACAAAUCGCAUCGCGUGCCGUAGGUUUGCCCCCUGACCCAGAUGACCGACAUCUUCGCGAAUCAUUAACGUAUCUGCAAUCCUCCAAAAAAGAAAUGACCGUUAAUAAAUAUGACGUAAGCGUGGCCACAGGUAUCGACGCACGGGCUAAAAGCGUCUUUGCUGGUUAAAGCAGAAGCAUCAACUCUUCUGAAAUCGUAACAACGAGUUCGUUCCCGUACGGUACUCGAAAACACGUCUCGAGCACCCACGUUCACCGAAGGAACAAAGAAAGAAAAGUUUUGCUUUUCCCGAACGAGGUAAUUAACUGAUUACGGCGGAUCAUUAUCCACUUGGUGGCGUGUACGCGCGCGAAUGUGCUCGCGCACGCGAGUCGGAGAUCAAUCUGAAUUUUCAGGGUUAUAAAAGCGUGGCUAAUUAUCAGACAUUGUCUCCUCCCCCACUUGGAUUCAUCCGCUUGAACCUCUUUUUCCUUUCGCGCUUCGAGUUUCAUGCGCCGAUGGGCCUUCAUUGUGACGCUCGCAGUCGAUCAUCGAUCGGACGCAAACCCCUUGGAACUCGUUUCGAGAGGACUCGAGAGGGUGCAUCGUAACUUGUGGGUGCUGUGUCUUUGCAGCAUUUUAUGUGUAUAGAACGACCUAGGGACACGAGAAGGAUUAAACGAAAUAUGUUGAGAAACGAGUGAAAUAUUUCAUAUUUAUUUGGUAUGCCUUGGUAUUCCUAAAAUUCGAUUCGCGAGAAUUUUUAAGGAUGUACUAUCACUUUUAUGGACUCCAUUAUUUAUAAUCGUUUUAUCUUCAGAGUGAUCUCAGAACGUGAAGAUGAUUUACUGAAAUAUAUUGAAAAACGAGUGAAAUAUUCCAUAUUUAUCUGAAAUGGAUUGAUUCUUAAUAAAUCAAUUAGAGAGGAUUGAAAAAUGUGCACCUCGACUUGAGAACGUUAAAUUUGUAAUCAUUUUAUAUCCAGGAUGAUUUCAGUACAUAAAGAUGAUUUACUGAAUUGUGUUGAAAAACGAUUGAAAUAUUUCACGUUCAUCUCAAGUGUCUUUAUACCUUAAAAUUCAUUUAAAGAGGAUUCAACGAGACUGUAUCCUAUCCUGUGUUGUAUUUUUAAUCAUUGUAUAUGCAGGGUGAUUUCAGGGUGUAAAAAUGAUUGUAUCUAGAGUUCACUUGAUACCCACACGAUGCAUCUUGUAGGUUUGAUUUAAAUGCACUCACUUAUGCAAUAAAUCAUUUAAAAGUUGAGAAAGUUGUUUGGUUUGUAAGAAAAAAUCUGAGGGUACGACCAAUUGUGAUUUCGAUCACUAUAUUCGAAGAUUUCAGGACUUGUAUUUAUUCUAAAGGAAGUUAUGUGUUUCUAUUAUUAUUAUAUUAAAUUAAAUAUUAAAUCUAUCUUAUAAUAUCGUUUAGUAUAGUAGUAUAGUAUCGUUUUCUACGCUUCAUACUGAUUUCAAUUGCUAUUAAACUACAUACUGGUAUUUCAUAUUACACUGUUCUUCGAUCGAAGAAACUAGAAUCAUUAUUCAAAUUCGAAAUCAAUUGAGCUCACUUGCUCAUAACGAUACCUAAUAAAAAACUGUGUAUAAACGUGUUAUCCAGCUCGUUGAAUAUUUCUUGAGUUAUGGUAAUGGAAGAUAAUUUUCCGCAAGGUUGUCACUUCUUAGUUUUCAAGAUCGACAAUGAUUUCUUUAAAGCUAAUCGCAAACUUAACGCGACGUGUUUGUACGGUGUUAUAAAGUUACGUGUAUUCAUUACGGGGUAUAUCAUACGAAUCGCUCAGGUAAAUUAAUACCUCAGAAGCAAUCGCAUGCAGAGUAACAAUAACAUUGCUACGUAGUUCGAUCAAUCAUGUGCACUCUGUGACAAAAUUAAAGGAGCACCUGAAACUUCUGGGAAAAUCACAGAAUUCGUGGAUUUGAAUUUCGUGGAAAUUAGUUGAUUAAACAAUAUAAAAAGAAAAUAUUUCCAUGUAAUCAUCACAUUUUUUCCAGCGAAAUAUGUAAGAUUUUUUUUAUUAUAUUAAUAUUUGAUCGUUUAUGGAAGUUUGAGUACCGUAAUUGUAGGCUAAAUUUGUAUGUGUUACUUUCGAACGAUGCCAUUUUAUUAAAACUGUACAUUUCUGGAAACUGCUAUGAACUCUAUAAUUUUAGUCCUGCAGACAUUCUCGUGCGAAUCAGUCUGUCAACGUGUUAAUCUUGUCGCGGAGUGUACCAUUGCGAAACCGUGGUCAGGUUUUCUCCCAUUCGAACCAAACAACUGUCUCAUCUUUUCAAUGCUCUAAGAAGUAAUUGAACGUGUGCAUUUAAACCGGAUACGUACCGCAGAACGAACGCCGCCAGGCGAUCGUCAAACAUUAUGCGUCAGCAAGCCGCGAAUCGAGCGAGCACGAAUUACCUGCUCGUUGUGGAUCACCUUGAGGUCGGAUCCCCGCGUCGAGUCGUCGAUUUUCUCACACUUGCGCAUCGUUUGGCCUUUCAUCUUGUCCCCGUCUUCCACAUUUUAUUUUUUUUUUUUUUUUUUUUUUUUUUUUUUGGUGACAAUUUGAUUUCACAUAUCUCCGUUUGAUACGAACUCCUUUGAACUACUAACCAACAUCUCACUGCAUCCGCAAUGACGAUCGUUUUUGCUCCUAACUACCUUUGUUUUUUGCCCUCCUUUGUUUCAGUUUUUCUUUCACUAUUUUUUGCCUCUUUCGUUUUCACUUUGGUGUGACGAGUUCGGUUUGUUACGUAGUGCCUGCUUUGAUUUAGCCGGACGCGCGAGGGCUGGAACAUCCUCGACGAUGAUUUCUCCGUCUUCGCGAAAAGAAAAGAGCAAAUCGAUUAACAGGACAGAUGAGUAAGAAACGUAGAGAAAAGGUUGAAAGAUAGCUGAUAUGCGUCGUGGACAUAUCGACGUAACGUUUGCGCCUUUUUCUCUUCCCUGGUUUCGUGGUUUCUCCUAUGUUCGUCUCAUCGGGAGUGAAAUAAUUUCAGGAACGACGAUCUGCUACAACUGGCUACCCCCACUGUCAGUGUCGCCGGGUGGCGAUAACGCAACGUGGGUCACUUGGAAAAUGGCCCUGACGAUAGCGAUACCGAUAUGUGCGAUCUGCGUGGUUGUUAUGAUCAUUUAUCAUAUACACAUGACCAAAACGAGGCCUGGGGGCCAUUUCCCUGACGACUCGCUCGAGGCGCCCGAUCGACCCAUCCUGGGUGGUGUCACCAUCAAGGACAUGCUGGAGAUGACGACAAGUGGCAGUGGCUCAGUAGGCCUGCCGCUCCUGGUACAGCGGAGCAUAGCACGCCAGAUACAACUCGUGGAGACGAUCGGUAAGGGUCGCUUCGGCGAGGUCUGGCGUGGCCGUUGGAGGGGUGAGAACGUCGCAGUGAAGAUCUUCAGCUCCCGCGAGGAGAGGUCUUGGUUCAGGGAGGCCGAAAUUUAUCAGACGGUGAUGCUGAGGCACGACAAUAUCCUCGGAUUCAUCGCUGCCGAUAACAAAGACAACGGCACCUGGACUCAAUUAUGGCUGAUCACGGAUUACUUCGAGAAGGGUUCGUUGUUCGAUUAUCUGAACAGAUCUACCGUGGACACGAACGGCAUGAUCAGAAUGGCGUUGUCCAUCGCCACUGGACUGGCGCAUCUUCACAUGGAGAUCGUCGGCACGCAAGGGAAGCCAGCGAUCGCUCACAGGGAUCUCAAGUCGAAGAACAUACUCGUGAAGACCAAUGGUACGUGUGCCAUUGGUGACCUUGGACUGGCCGUCAGACACGACGUGAUAACGGACACUGUCGAUAUCCAGCUCAACAACCGAGUGGGAACCAAGCGAUACAUGGCACCUGAGGUUCUCGAAGAGACGAUAAACAUGAACCACUUUGAUUCCUUCAAGAGGGCUGACGUGUACGCUCUCGGGCUGAUCCUCUGGGAGAUCGCCAGGCGAUGCAACGUCGGCGGGAUCCACGACGAAUAUCAGUUACCGUUUUACGACUUGGUGCCUUCUGAUCCAACGAUCGAGGAGAUGCGCAAAGUUGUGUGCACCGACAAACAGAGGCCGUCGAUACCGAAUCGGUGGCAGUCGAUCGAUGCAUUGCAGGUGAUGUCGAAGGUGAUGAAGGAGUGUUGGUACCACAACGCGGCAGCUAGGCUAACCGCCCUUAGGAUUAAAAAGUCUCUCGCCAAUUACGGCGCGAUGGAAGACUUGAAGUAAAAAUAAAGACGUUAUCGGGACGCACCAGUCCGUUCGACUGGUCGCCGGACACGACGAAGAGAAUUAUAGUGCCCGAAAAACACACGUGGACACUCGUGCCGUAACACUUAUCGCAAUAAAACUGUUCAAGUGUCGUGUUAUCGCGCACCCGCGAGAAGUAGAGGUAUAUAUAGAACGAUAGAGAAUCAGAAAAUAAUGAAAAUGGGAAACUGGUACGAAACGGGAAUUCUAUAGCGAAGCAGAGAGCCUAACGAAAGACUGGUCGAGAAAUCGAGACGACGUUCCUUUAAUCGCGUUGAUUUCGUCGAGUCGUGCCCUAAUUUUGUGUAUCAAACCCUUUACGAGAUCGUGGAAUUGUUCUGUGAGGUCGUGUUGUCGGUGUACUCGAUGAGAAUUUUUGUUUCACAACGUUUGAACGAGCAAUGACUGACGGGAUAUACGAACAGGGUCGGCGGAGAUCGGAGAUGGGCGAAAUUCUUUUAAGGAUGUCGAAUAAUGAAGGACAUAUGAAUAAUUUAUUGUUCGCUACUAGUUGAACAGACUUCACAAUUUGUACAUGAAAUGUCUCUACUGCUUUUAAUGAUCGGAAGAUGUGUCGAAGUGGAAAAUGUUUGGUUUAGAAGACUCUGACAUUUACAUUUAGUGAAUCUUUACUAGAGACAAAACAUUCUUGUACAUUUAUAAAUUUUUUAAGAAUAAUUCCUUAGAAGGCCAUCCUCGGGUAUGUUAUACCUAUAUAUUAUACCUGUUUGAAUUUAUCUUUUUAUUAUUACAACAAUGAAAAUACACUGGAAUAAUUUGUCUAUCUCUCUCUAAACCAGACAUUGUCCUCUUGUAACAUAACUCCGUAUCAUUAAAAGUAACGAAGAUAUUUUAGGUACAAAGUUUGAAAGAUUCACCCCAUAUAUCACACAUUGAACAAACAAAAAUCACAGUGGACCUAUUCAAUCGAAUGAAUGUCUUAAACACGUAUUAUUCUCAAAAAAUUUUGCCCAUCUCCGUUUGGAGAUCUUCCAAAUGGAACAUUGAACUUCUGGUUGCUCGAUCGAUCGAUCGAUCCUAACCGGGAAUGAGCGCGCGCGUACGCGUUCGGUUAAUCGAACGGUCCACGCCUGGUCACGCGUCACACUACUGCUGUAUAUUUAUUGAUAGUAAACGAUAAGGUAAUGAAGUAUAUAAAUUUAUUAUAUAGCGACGUUUAUUGAGUAAUAUUAACGAUUAACGAUAAAUUUGUAUAUUAAUAUAUACACACGUAUAAUUAUGUAUAUUCGUUAUCGGCCAAACCGAUUCGAUUAACUGAACUGAUUUGUAUUCUUUAAGAGGUUUACCAGAGGAGGUUUCCAUUCCAUUAAUCACGAUUAUACGUAAAAUUGGCGCAACGAACGAAUCGAUCGACGCUCCAGGGGAUUCGCUCUCCGCCCCGCGACAUUUUGAUUUCGUACACCUUUGGAUCAAUUCAAGAGAGAUUAUAUAGAGAAGAAAAGUCAGUGGAAAAAGCGAAUAAGAGAAAAAGAGAGCACACGCCUGUUCUUCUCUAAUAACGCGUGCUCAUUAAUCCUUAGCAGUCCAAAUUUUAUGAUUUCAGGACAGUUCUGUCGAGUCUCACUCGACAUAGGACAACAAAGGGUUAAGAAACUUUGGUGUUCCUGUUCAUUUAUUUGUUGAGGGUGCCUAGCUCGCGAUUGGCUAUAACAGCUAAAGAAACUUUAGUGGGAGAGAAUACGAAUUGAGAAGAAAUGUCGAGAAAUGUGAGUUCGUUCAUCGAGUCUUAAAAUUCUGAUGCCCAUCAAAACAUAGAAACAGAGAUACUUUCUCCAUUUGUUCUCUCUUUCUACGCACUACCUCCACUUAGGCUCCAAUGACUCUACUCUGUCUAUAUGAUCUCUCUGAUCAAUCCACAAGGAUGGCCUCCACGUCAGGGUUUUUUACUGUAACGUAUUCUCCUCUUCUUUCUUUUUUCUACAUUUUCGUCAAUGUAGAUUCGUCGCUACCGGUGCGCGCAGAGACUGGACCUUUUUAUUCAACUUUUGUUGGGAGUAUAUACCGUACACCGUGUUACAAGAGAAAUGCAUAACUUUGUUUCUCGUUCUUUCGCGACUGCAGGAUCGAGUUCGUCGAUUCUGUAAACAUACAGGGUAGAUAGAGAGAAACCGAGCAAUUGUGGUUACCGAGUACGUAAGUGGCCGAGGACAGUGAAGAACACAGACACACGUGGCUUUUGUUCGAAAGGUACCAAGAUCGUACGAACGCUGACCUGAACUUUUUUUUUCUAAAAAAAAAAAGAAGAAAAGAAAACGAAAAAGAAAAAAAUAAAUGAAUGCAACCGUUGCUUUUCGACCCCCGUGAAAGCGCAAUUUUCACACGUAUCACCUUUCCGGACGCUAAGUUUCUACUCGAGGUUUUUACAACAACGAAGUUUACUCCGCGACUUCCGGGCUUGAUUUUUUAAACGAACCGCGUCACGUCUAAUGUAUACAUAUUGUUAGUCUGUAGACAUACCCAGAUGUUUUGCUCAAGACAAAAUAUUUUUGCGUAUCGUAAAUGCGCGUGUUGAAAGGCGGUGCGUCAUGAUAACGCGGGACUUUUCGAAGCGUGUUUCCUUUGUAACACAGGAAGGCUGAAAUUGAAGGGUGCUAAGCUCAAGAAUGAAUGUAUACGGUGUAUCGCGUGAUAGAGAGAGAUAGAUUGAUUGCGUGAAACGUGGGAGAGUGUGAGACAAGACAGACUGAACUUGCGACUGAACGAUAUAGCGAGACUGUGUAAAAAAAGAUUUAAGAAGAAACUAAAGAAAAAAAAUAACUCGAGACGAAAACGAAUCGACGGGGAAGAAGAAACAUUGGAGAAACUAUAUUUUCGGGGAUUUUUUCACGGAUUCACGGAUGAGAAGGAAGAUGCGAGGAGAGAUGGAAUGUUGAUAACGGGUGAGUUUUGAUUACGAAUGCGUGCUUCUCGUGAGCAUUCUCAACCUUUUUUUUUUUUAAAUGGUAUUCCCGUAAUUAAUACUUUAUACGUUUUUAUUUGAUAAGAAAUGGAUAAUUCUGUUUGGUUAUUCAAGCAAAUUGUUGUUCGGGGAGAGAUGUGUUUAACUGUAAAUGUUUUUUAUAUGCCAUGGUCAUCUACAGGUGGAGGCUUAGUAAGUCAUAUCUUGGAAAAAUUAAUACGAAUUACAGAGAAUACAAAAUUGGACAUGAUAUAACACAGGAUGCAAGAAAAUAACAAAUUCGAGAAGGCUCAUAAAAGAUACAGAUGUAUAAACAUUCAUAGAAACAUUAUUAAUACGUUAGGCGUCUGUAUGACGCGGUUUGAGGCACACUUAUUAAAAGAAAAAUCGAACUAACAUCACUAAAUAACACGUUUUGUUUGGUAUAAAAUGAUUCACUAACUCAGAAUACAUUCUUAAGACACUAUACAACGAGAAUUUUCUUUGUAUAACACAAACAAAUUAUACAUCCUCGAGAAUCGCGUUAUAUCAUGAUAGUCGUACCAAUAUUUGAACUUCAGUCUUACAAGCCAAUGACUUAUCUUAAGUUUGCCAAUUAAUAUUAAUAGGAUCGCUAUUGCUUGUAUACGUACAUUUAACGUCAUCGUAUUAGUAUUAUAUAUAAUAUGAUAUAAUGAUAUAUGUAACUGUAUAAUCAUUAUACAUAAUAUAAUGUAAUAUAACGAUAUGUGUAAUGUUACAUAUGUAAUUACACGAUCAUUAUAUAAUAUACGAUAUCAUUAUAUGACUAUAUGACCUUGACAAGCUGUUCUACGAAUACCAUCUCGAACUAAAAACAGAAUUACGUGUAACGUUUACAUUUGAACACGUAUCUUCCCGAAUAAUAACAAUUUGCUGAAAAUAAACGGUGGUGAACGCUAGUCGACAAGGCACGCAUUCUCGAGUGUUGCGGUCUCGCGUGAGGAAUAGCAGUCGUAGUCGACGGAGUUGCGUACGUGUGACGAGCUAGUUUGGCAGAGGUGGACAAAAAGCUUAUCGAGACGCGAGUGUUGAAUAACGAAUAAAAAAUAAGGAGAUUUUUACGCAUCGUUUGUUCCAUAAAAUAAUAAUAAUAAUAUUAAAAAAAAAAAAAGAAAGAUAAAUUCCAAAGUGUAAAAUUUAAAUAUAGUUCACGUUGAGCGAAUAGAAAUUUAGUCGUGUAACCGUUCGAUCGAAUAAACGUUGCGUGGAGAUUGCUGUACAGCGUUCUUUAUUCGUUAUCUGUUAUACGAAUGAAAUUUCGCCCAUCUCUGGUAGUCGGGAGUGCGAGAAUUUUCGUAUGGUGUGUCUCUCUGCGAAGCUUGUUUGUUUUUUUGGGCGGCUUAUGUUCUCGCCCCAAGGACGUUAAAUCGAUAACAUUAUGAUAAGGGAGAUUGUAUCCUCGACGAAGUGUUUAGGCGUAUCACGAGGAGGUAGAUUUCGUGGUUAGAGAGCGAGCACGAAGGAACGAUAGAAAUGAAAAUGCAGAUUGCCUGAGAGAGAACCGGGAAGAAGAGAAGAGAAAGAAUCUUUGUCAUCCAAUAGUCAACGUAAAAGUCUGCGAACUUACAAUUAUUAUUAUAUAAAGGAACGGAGGGUCCUUCGAACACAUAA